Messenger RNA from Perkinsus marinus ATCC 50983, 429 nucleotides. RefSeq lists its product as hypothetical. The record is from RefSeq and is a predicted model, not a curated record. Lineage: Eukaryota; Perkinsozoa; Perkinsida; Perkinsidae. The coding region runs from base 1 to 429 and encodes 142 amino acids. The transcript has 4 exons.
AUGCUUCCGGAGGAGGAAGCUAAGGCCAUCAAUAUGGAUGACAUAUCAUGUUUCGAAGGAUGCCCAUUCAUCACCACUGCGUGGAGGUCUGAGGAUCCCAGUGUGAGAGUCAUGUUUGAUGCCUCUGGUAUAUUCGCAUUAACUCUCAUGAAACGUAACGCUCAGCUCCUUGAGGUGGACAUUGCCUCAAAUCAACUCACUGAUGCCUGCAUAAAUAGUCUCAUAGACCUCUUGGCGGCAUGUGAACGUCUCCAGUAUUUGGAUAUAUCUGCUAACUACUUCACGAUAGGAGUGACCUAUUUCAAGAUAAUGAAAGAUCUUGGUCACUGUGACGCUGAUGAGCCAGGAUCGUUGCUGGAUCUCACUGAGGAGAUUGCAUUGGCCAGAAAUCCUCCCAAGCAGAUGAGGCUUGCCAAGCUGUCAUUAUAA